Messenger RNA from Apis mellifera (honey bee), 4788 nucleotides. RefSeq names its product retinoblastoma-like protein 1. The record is from RefSeq and is a predicted model, not a curated record. Gene Ontology annotation, cellular component: chromatin; nucleus; transcription regulator complex. Gene Ontology annotation, molecular function: RNA polymerase II transcription regulatory region sequence-specific DNA binding. NCBI's taxonomy places the organism in Eukaryota, Metazoa, Arthropoda, Insecta, Hymenoptera, Apidae. The coding region runs from base 133 to 3255 and encodes 1040 amino acids. The transcript is spliced from 8 exons. Gene Ontology annotation, biological process: regulation of transcription by RNA polymerase II; negative regulation of G1/S transition of mitotic cell cycle; cell differentiation.
AUGGCAAACAUGGCGGAGCUCGUAUCGUUUCCCGCCAAGCCCUCACGGAGCUCUCGUAUGGCGCAACUUGGUUGUGUAGGAGUAUAAAUUAAUCGUGUUUUUUUGUGGUUUUUCUGGAGUUUUUCGAUAAAAAUGGGACAGUCAGAUGAUGUAGAAGAUUCUACUUAUAGUAGACAUCAAGAUUUGUGUCAGAAAUUAAAUAUGGAUGCAACUGCUGCAUCUGAAGCUUGGAAAUCUUAUGAGACUAUUCGACAAAAUUAUACUCUUGAGGGUGAUCAAUUACAUUGGAUAGGGUGUGCAUUAUAUGUAGCUUGUCGUAAGUCUUCUAUACCUACUGUUGGAAAAACUGGUACUAAUGUGGAAGGCAAUUGUGUUUCAUUGACACGUUUAUUACAAUUGUGUAAUCUUCCUUUAAUACAAUUUUUUACAAAAAGUAAAUCUUGGGCUGAUAUGGCUAAUAUGCCACAAGAUUUUCGUUCAAAGAUUGAAAAAUUAGAAGGGAAUUUUGCUGUUUCUAUGGUUAUAUUCAAAAAGUAUCAGCCAAUUUUCACUGAUAUAUUUAAAGAUCCUGUAGACGAUAUUUCAAGACCACCAAGAUCUAGAAGACACAAAGCAAUGCCUUGCACACCUGCAAGAGUAUUUGAAUUUUGUUGGACUUUAUUUAUUUGUAUAAAAGGAGCAUUUCCAGAUAUUUCUGAUGAUUUGGUUAAUUCGUAUCAUCUUCUUUUAGUAUGUUGUGAUCUUAUAUAUAGCAAUGCUUUAUUGGCUAAUAGAAAGGAUCUUUUAAAUCCUAAUUUUCCUGGUUUACCAUCAAAUUUCAAUGAUGAGAAUUACACUCCACCACAGACAGCAAAUUGUAUAGUUAGCUUAUUAUGUGAACGUCAUGAGGCUAUUGCAGUUGAAGCUAAAGUAAUUAAGGAAUAUUAUUUGAAGAAUCAUAUUAAUAAAUUGUUCAAUGAAAGAGUUUUACGGGGUGAUCAGUCAAACUUUUCUGGUAUUUUAGAAGCUCUCAAUUUUGAUGGCAAUAGCAAAGCUAUCAAUAGAGUUUAUGAACAACAUGUAUUAAGUGUUGGAGACUUUGAUGAAAGGAUUUUCUUAGCUGAUUGGAGGAGAGUGAGAUUAAAUGGAAUAUCAAGUUUGGAAAUAGUUGGAGGAGAUCUAGCUUGUCAUGCUAGAUUAUCUAAACAUAUUUUUAUAAGAGGCCAUGAUGCUAGUAAUAAUAUUGGAUCUCCUACACAGAUGAUGAAUGUUGGUGAUCUUCAUGAACAAUUUCAAAUGAAAAAAGAACAAAAUAGUGGACAGAUACAACAUUUAGCUCCAACUACUCCAUUAACUGGACGUAGUUAUCUUAGACAAAAAGAUAUUACUAAUGUGACACCAGUAUCCACGGCAACACAAAGUGUAAUUAGACUCCAAGCUAUGUUGGCAGGUCAAACUUCACCAAGUGAAAAUUUGUUACAAAUUUUAAAUAAUUGUUCUCAAGAUGUAAAAACUCUUGUUGAAACAAAAGUUAAAGAACUUGGCGAACAAUUUUGUGCUAAUUACAACAGAAGUACAAAUGCAAAUGAGACUACUUCAGAUUUUGGAAGAAAAAGACUUUAUUUAGGUCAAACUCUUUUUUAUCGACUUUUAGAAAUGAUUUUAAAUGAUGAAAAACGCAAGAAACCAAAUUACGAUGUAACGAAUCUUCUUACAAAAGAAAUUUUUAUUCAGUGCUUAUUUGCCUGUUGUCUAGAAAUAGUCAUUUAUUCAUACAAAAGUAAUGACAAAAUUUUUCCUUGGAUUCUAAAUGCUCUGAAUUUAGAUGCGUAUUAUUUCUAUAAAGUAAUAGAAAUUAUAGUUAGAGCAGAAGAUCAAUUAUCCCGUGAUGUUGUAAAGCAUUUAAACCAAAUAGAGGAAAAGAUUUUAGAAUCACUUGCAUGGCAAAGUGACAGUCCUUUAUGGAAUGCUAUACAAUCUACACCAGAAGGUGUUCCAAGCUGUGAAGAAGUUUCCUUGCCUGGCAUGUUAGAAACUGUUGAUCCAAAUAUUCCAGGACAACCUGUAUUAAGAAGAAUUGCUUUAGAUCGUGGCACUCAUCAUGAUGUACAACAAAGUCCUAUUUCCUCAGCCUCUGAAAGAUUUCAAUCUCCUGUCGCAGCAUCUGGUGUAGCUAAAAAACGACUAUUUUCAGAUACCAGAAUUGGUGGGCAAAGUGUUUUGCGAGGAACAGGUCAAAGUGUCUUACCAUCAAAAGUUCUAACUAUCGAUAGCAAUUCGAGAAUACUUUUUUUACCAGAACAAAUUACAGUUCCAAGAUCGUCUAGUGUACAAACGACGGCUGCACCAAUACAAACUGUAACAAUUAAUAGAGAAUCAGCAAAACCAAAACGAACCGGUUCUGUUGCAUUAUUUUUCAGAAAAUUUUAUAAUCUAGCUAGCGUACGUAUGCUAGACUUAUGUGGAUCGUUAGAAAUAAUGGAUAUUGAUUUAAAAAAAAAGAUAUGGACAAUUUUUGAAUAUUCCAUUAAAGAACGAACAGAAUUAAUGAAAGAUCGUCAUCUAGAUCAAAUUUUAAUGUGUGCAAUUUAUGUAAUAUGCAAGUUGGUAAAAAUGGAAAAGAAUUCGUUUACUGAAAUCAUGCGAUGUUACCGAUUACAACCACAAGCAGAAUCUCAUAUAUAUAGAUCAGUACUUAUAGCCAAAACACCAUCCGGUGAGUCACAAAAGAACAACGAAGAAAUUAAACAAAAAGAUGUAUCGGACAAAGAAACUAAUGUAGCACCUCCUACACCUACGAAUAUGGCUGGUACUUCGCAGAAUUUCGGUGAAGAAACACGUGGUGAUUUAAUAAAAUUUUAUAAUACAGUAUAUGUACCACAAGUAAAAGAAAUGGCAAAUAAAUUUGGAUUAGUACGCGGUAGUGUAAUGAAUCUGUCAUUGAGUCCACUUCCAAAAGGAAAACCUCCUGCAAAUUCACCAGUGAGACGUGUUACUAGUAGUAUUAUGACGCGUACAUUAGAUCCGAAAGCUAUUUCAGCUUCUCCAGCACCACAACUUAGUUAUUGCUUUAGUCGUAGCCCUGCAAAGGAUUUGGAGGCUAUUAAUAAAAUGAUGAUUUCCGUCGAUCCAAAAAGAUCCGUUGGCAAGCGACUUUUAUCGGAUGAUACGGACGUGGAGAUGUCAGAAGGAACAUCCCCGAUCAAAAAGACAACUGCAUUCGUUGCACGUAAAUUAGAAAAUAUAAUUGGUGAACGACGUACGCAAAAUCAAUAAGAAAAAAUUCAGUUGAAUAUUGAAAUAAGUUAUUGAAAAUAUAGGUAACAAAAGAAAAAUAUUAUUUUCGAGGUAUAUCUUCGUUUUCAUUGAAUAAAAAAUUUUUUUUUAAAUCAAAAAGUAGGGAACAACCAUUUUGAAGUCGAAUUUUUGUUUCUUGGCUGUGUGGCUUAAAAUAAAUUAAUGUUCGCAUCUCAGGUAUGAUCAUGUUAGAAACAGAGAAAAAGGCCCGUAUAAUACCUGAUCGUAUGUAAGGAUACGAUAUUGUUAUAUUGAAUAAAGCCAGAGUUUUAUUUCCAGUGUUUUUUUAAAUUAUUUCAAUGAAUUUAAUUAAAACAAAGAUAUUUUAAGCAUUAUUUUGAGGAAAUAUUUUCAAAACAUAUAAAAUUUAGGCAUUUUUUCCAUACUUCAUUCAUAGAUAUAGUUUUAUUGAUAAUUUUAUGUAUUAUAAUAUUUUUUAAUUAAGCAUUUCAUUAUUACAAUAUUACAAGAGUUAACAGAAAAUAUAAAUAAUUUAAAAAUUAUUUUAAAUUUUUAAAAGAAAAAUAUAUCAUAUUUAUCAAUUAAUUAUUAUGAAUAUAUUAUCGUAUUUCAUUUUCACUGGAAAUUAUUCUGACUUUUAUUAAUAUCACUGAUCAGUGGUAUUUUGAUGGAGCUAUGUAUUGUCUCUGAAAUUAUACAUGUAACUUAUAUAUAAUGUAUGAUGAAUUUGUAAGAGUUACGGCCAUAGACGGUAAAAGAGAUGUUAUUUUACUACUAGUUUUAAGCAUGCUGUAAAAGCAGUUGAAUGCUCGAAGUAUGCAAAUACGAUUUGGGUGAUAUUUAAUUAAAUUUAGGCGUAUAAGUUUGAAUUUAAACAAAAAUUUUCAAUGCUCGCGGUAAUCGUAUGAUAUAUUAUAUUAUUUGAUUUUUCAAGUAUAAUAACUUAUUCGCGCGUUUUUCGUGAUUUCAUUCGUUUUACGAGUUGAAAUCCUCGAUUUUCGAUCAAAUCCAACGAUAUGUUAUUAGUUGUAAGUUUUUCUUUCAAAUUUGACAUUUGAUCUCAUUAAACUUUUUUUUUUAUUAUUAUUAUUAUUAUUAUUAUUACCAAACGAUACAUUUAAUUACAAGUAAUUAUUAUUAAGAUAAAAAUGACUUUUUAGGAUUGAAAAACGCUUUCGUAUUUUCAAAAAAUUUUUCAUAAAUGCAAAAUAAUUUUGUAACGAAAUUUGUAAAUGAAAAAAUAAUUAAUUCUUACGAAUGAAAUUCGUAAUAUGAUUGUGUUAACAAUUUUUCAAUUUGAUGUUACACAUGAUAAUUAUAACAUAAAUGAUGUAUUUGCUAGUUUUCGAGCUAAAAAAAUAUAGUUCGAUGAGGAAAGAAUUUCGUUUCUCGUUACGGACUUAUGGCAGUUCCUCUAACGAUUUCUUUUAGAUAACAUAAAAAUGUAAAGAGUUUUAUUGGUAUAUAAUAAUUAUUAAAUAGUUUAUGUGUACAUAGUAUUGUAAUUCGAAAGUAAAUUAGAAAAAUAAAAAUCGGAAAUUUUAUAUGUUA